This is a messenger RNA of Orcinus orca (killer whale), 1553 nucleotides long. It is a transcript of the gene FAM110D, whose product is annotated as family with sequence similarity 110 member D. The coding region runs from base 100 to 1014 and encodes 304 amino acids. The transcript has 2 exons. NCBI's taxonomy places the organism in Eukaryota, Metazoa, Chordata, Mammalia, Artiodactyla, Delphinidae. The record is from RefSeq and is a predicted model, not a curated record.
AGAGUGAGGUUUGGCUGCCACCAAAGUUACUUCCAGUCCCUGCUGUCCCUCCUGCCUUCAGUCUGGACCUGCCUGGGGACCCUGGCAUUCAGCCUCACCAUGCAGAGGUCCCAGGAGGCCCCAGCCAAUUGCUCUCAGCUCCUCAACUAUCUGCCUACCUCCAGUGGCUUAUGGGGCACCGUCCUGCCCAGUUCUGCUAAGAUGCUCCUGGCCUCUCCCUCCACCCCAUCCAGGGGACGGACCCCCAGCGCUGUGGAGAGGCUGGAGGCCGACAAAGCCAAGUAUGUCAAGACGCACCAAGUGAUAGCGCGACGCCAGGAGCCAGCUCUGCGUGGGGGUCCCGGGCCGCUCACCCCGCACCCCUGCAACGAGCUGGGGCCCCCUCCGUCGCCCAGGACGCCCAGACCUGCCCGCCGGGGCAGUGGCAGGCGGCUGCCAAGGCCUGAUUCCCUCAUAUUCUACCGCCAGAAGCGCGAAUGCAAGGCUUCAGUGAACAAAGAGAACGCCAAGGGCCAGGGGCUCGUGCGUCGCCUCUUCCUGGGCGCCCCCCGAGACGUUGCUUCAAGCAGCCCAGGCUCAACGGAGCGACCCGCGGCUCCUGGGGGUUGGGCCGCGCCCCAAGAUGCCCCAGACGCAGCGGGAAAGCGGGCAUUGUGCCCCACGUGCUCGCUGCCCCUGUCGGAGAAGGAGCGCUUCUUCAACUACUGCGGUCUGGAGCGCGCGCUGGUGGAGGUGCUGGGCGCCGAGCGCUUCUCUCCGCAGAGCUGGGGCGCCGACGCCAGCCCCCAGCCCGGAACGUCGCCGCCGCCCGGCUCUGGGGACGCCAGCGACUGGACGUCCAGCGACGGCGGCGCAGAACGCCGGGACCGUGCGGAGUGCGGUGGCUCGGAAGCGGCGGGCUCGGCGCGGGACGGGCGCCCCCAGGUGUCGGUGGUGGAGCGCAACGCGCGCGUCAUCCAGUGGCUGUACGGCUGCCAGCGCGCCCGCGGCCCGCCGCGCGAGUCCGAGGUGUGACCGCCGCCGCUCGUGAGCAGGCUCUGGUGGAGUCCGGGGUCCGGGGAAGGGCAAGGGGUGAGCGCGGGGCUGGACCCAGGCACGGGCGGGGACACCCUGCCUCUCACGCGCCGGGUGCUUUUGGGCAAACCCUUCCCUUUGGAUCUCGGUUUCCCCUCGUGAACCUUGGGAGGAUGGGACAAAAAGAUCCCGAAGGCCCUUCCCAGCGCAGGCGGCGGACGGGGAGGGGGCGGCCUCGUGGCCCCUGUGGAGGCCGGGAGGCUAGUGAAGACUGGGCGAGUGAAGACUCGGGUGGGAGAUCAGAGAACCUGCUGAAUAAAGUCAAAAAGUUAUUUAAAGGAGUCGAGAGGCUGGAUUACAGAGCAGACGCGCGAGGGUUUUGGAGUGUGGGUUCCAGGCAGACUGUGCCUCUCGGGACCGCAGACACACCCCUCGGUGAUCAAAGUAUAUUUGAAAUGGUCACAAAGCGCUUGGCAAAGUUCCUGGCAUAUAGGAAGUGCUCAAUAAACGAAGCCGCUAUGACCACCACCGAAUUAGCA